Messenger RNA from Phragmites australis (common reed), 769 nucleotides. RefSeq lists its product as uncharacterized. Lineage: Eukaryota; Viridiplantae; Streptophyta; Magnoliopsida; Poales; Poaceae. Bases 222 to 446 code for a protein of 74 amino acids. Gene Ontology annotation, cellular component: mitochondrial intermembrane space. The record is from RefSeq and is a predicted model, not a curated record. The transcript is spliced from 2 exons. Gene Ontology annotation, molecular function: copper ion binding; copper chaperone activity.
AACCAUUGUUCGACGCCGCGCCGUCUCUUCUAGAACGAUCUGGGCUUCGGAAGGAAAAGAAGAAGAAGAAAAAGAACCUCUCGAAGGCGGCGCGGCGGAUCCUUGCUGCCUCAGUGCCUCCACGUCGACUUCGAGAUCGUUCUGGAGCCAGAUCCGAAUCGCGGAUUCGAGAUUGCGCCCGUCCUCCUGUGCUCUUCCGCUCCAGAGGCUUCCGGCCCGAGAUGGGGAACACUGCAUCUGGGAAAACCGAGACUUCAGAUUCAGCAGAGCAACCUGCAACACCAGCUCCUGCACCUGAGACAAAACCGAAAAAGAAGAUCUGCUGUGCUUGCCCAGAUACAAAGAAGUUGAGAGACGAUUGCAUUGUGCAGAAUGGCGAGGACGCCUGCGGAAAGUUGAUUGAAGCCCAUCGGCAAUGCCUGAGAUCUGAAGGGUUCAACGUCUGAUGCCUGACUCCAUCAUGGCGACUUCAUACUUGAUUCUGUGAUAGUCUGAUUUCAAUUGUGAAAAACAUGAUGAAUAAAAAAAACAUCUGGUAAGAGUGAUAGGAGGAGCUCACUGUUUCAUUUUUCAGAUUUAAAAAACGCUCACUAAACAUGCCAUUUGCAAAAGGCCAUAUGUCUUUCCCCUGGGCAUUCAGCACCUUACAUAUAUUCAAUUGUCUCCAUGAUACAUUACGGAACCUUUUGUGUUGAAAUUGUGUCAUUUGGUCCACUGGUUUAUGAUACAUUAUGGAACCUUUUGUAUGGAAAUUGGUUUUUCUGAUCCA